ACCUCACGUUCUUCGUGCAAUUAGUUCUAAUUUUCGAGUCGUAACUACAUAGUUUACAGAUCGACCUCUUCUGGAUAAGUCGCAGUCCUCGAUGGACGCUGACGGGGACGACAUUGAUCUUGAAGAUCACUUCGAAUAUUUAGACAUCGCUGAUGUGACUGAUUCAAGGAACACUGAAGGUACUCAAAGCACGAAGUACCUCCUCAUAACCGGUGUCCUCAUCGUUGCAGUAUUCUUGAAGAAAAUCCAGCGCAAGAUAUGUUUUUCAUACACCAUAUUUAUGUUCGCUGCCGGCAUUGCGUUCUCCUACAAAGACAUUGGAAACAAAAACCAAGACACUGCAACAGGAUGGGCGCGCCAGAUGAAGUUUAAUGUACUCAUGUUCUUCUUUCCGGCAGCUGCAGUCUACGCAACUCAAGGCAUCAACCAUUUUAUCUUCCGGCGGUGUUACCGAGAAAUUCUGGUGUUUUCGGUUGGAACACUCGGUAUUAGCACGGUAGUGUGCUCGUUGUAUGCCUACAAUUUCAUCAAUACUGGUUCUGUACGAAGUAGCCUUCUCUUCGCCAUCUUGCUCUGCUCCAACGAGCGCCUCCCUAUAUCAGACCAAUUGUUCCAAGAAGGCCGUUAUCCCAUUCUUGCGACAAUGCUCCAGUCGGAGUCUGUCCUCAACUGCCUCUUCCUGUGGUCCAUGCUCGAUCAGAUGGAAAGAGACUUGGACGGCAUCCUGGCAAUUAUAUAUCACGUCAUCAUGUACCACGUCGUAGGGACGUGCGGAGGAAUCGUUAUGGGUUUCCUAGCGAUUUGCUCUCUACGAGUGGCGCCUCAGAGUCAGAGCAGCUGCACGUUUCUUCUCAUCUGCCUCACUUACAUCACAUUCUGCGGCCUAGAGGUUGGCGGAAGCUCGGGCAUAGACGGUGUCGUUGCCUUCACUCUGGUGAUCAAUUCCCACCAUUUAGUUGCUUGCACGGAGCUCGAAGAACUCUUGCACCACUACUGGUCUGCAAUCUACGACAUUUCUGGGUUUAUGGCACUGUACCUCUCAUCGGUAUAUACUGGAGAACUGCUCUUUAUAUUUCUCAAGCGGGAAGAGCUACGUAAUGCAGUUUUGACGUAUUUCGUGCGAGCCCUUGCACGACUCCUCUCUGUGGUAGCUCUCUUCCCCAUCAUUGAACAGUUCGGUUACCCAGUGUCGUGGAAGCAAGCUGUGGUAACUGUGUGGAUGGGACUCAAAGGGACGCUUAAUAUCACGGUUGUUUCAUAUUUGUACCAUCGCCAGGCAUCUAUCGAUGUGGACUACGUUGCAAAGACUUUCUUUCAUGUCGUCUGCGACAUAAGCCUGUGCCAACUAGUCAAUGUCACCCUGCUUGAGCUUGUCUUCAGAGUCUUUGGCAUUCUUGAGGUCUCAGAAAUCGAAGAAAACACGAUGGCAAGUGCUGUAGCGUACUUGCGCGAUCAUGUCCUAAUAGCCGGACGAUAUCAACAUAGAGACACCUAUUUCCUUCCUGUUGACUGGAAAUGGGUUAUGCGUAAAACGAUGGUAACUAACCCUUUCAGCAGCAGUGGACACGUGUGGGAACGUUUGCUCCGCCUUGUUGGAUACAAUAAAAGCCGUCGAAAAGUCGAUGAGAAAAUGGACCAACUCCGAGCAGAGCAGUUUGCUGUGGAGAAUGUGUUGAGAAUUGAGCAGGUGAGCUACUCUAGACAAUACCGUGAAGGAAUGAUCCAGAAGAAUACCAUGAUGACUCUCCUUGCAGCACUUCAAUAUCCAUUUGACAAAAAGAUGUAUCUGAAUGCAGAGACCAUCGAAUCCCUUAUAGAGAUACCGGACUGGAUCAAAUGGCUAAAAGAAUCCCUGUCGGUUUCCCACUUCGGUGAAGACCUUAUGGACACAGACACUGAAUCUCAACAGAGUCAAGUUGAGCGGCACCUUCAAGAGCGCAUUAUUGAUCUUUUCGAACACCAGUACUACGAACUCGUUGUCACCAGCAUGACGCUAACGUUCAUGUUCUCCCUUACUGGCGUUCUGUUCACGGGCUCGACCAACGAAAAGCUGGAACGAUCUCUUGUCAUCCAGGGGCUCUUCGUCGCAUUAUUCGGAGCGGAGAUAACCACAAUGAUAACAGCUUAUGGCCACCGUUUCGUCCGGCUGGACAACUACAACAAGCUAGACCUUGUCCUAGUAGCAACCAGCCUUUUCCUCUUCAUUGUCCAAUUCGGCAUGUUCCUCGUGCAAGCUGAAGAAAAACUUCGCAUGGCGCUGGCUGUGGCAUUUCUCGCUUUCAUGUCCGUCCGCCUUGUACACGCUAUUAAGUACCUACAGUUGGGACAGUAUUGGGUUCUGGACCUGGUACAUCGCUACCUGGACAAGGUGAUCUAUACAGCGUACGAGGCGAGCCUAGCGAUUAUCACAGGAGAGGAGGAAGUUCAACAGAAUGUAUGGAAAUAUGUGUGCGCUCCGGAAUUGGCUUUGGAGACUCGCAACCGUGCAACUAGCAACCGGCUGCUCGUGCUGCGCAAUCUCGUCGAAAUUCAGGCUCGCUUCCCAGGCAUUGCUGUUGCCUUCAAGAGCAGGCAGGCUGGCCAGACUAUACUAAACGAUGUAUCUGCGCAUCUUCAGGAAAUGCAGCGAGACGGCUUCUUUACGGUGGACCAGUACCGCGAUCUGCAUGAACGACUGAAGAAGCACAUGAUGGGUAUCAUCUGCGCUCCAAAUAGCAUGCCUGCAAGCUACAAGCCCAUCGCAGUGCUGCGCGUCAUUCCUUGGAUCGGAUCUGACAGCGUUCGGCAAUUCCUGGCGCUCCAGCUGCGGCCGGUCUCAUUUGCUGCCGAUGACAUUAUUGUUGAGCGUGGCGCCGACAGUCCUGUGGUUAUUGCCUAUUCCGGCAUAAUCAGGAUAGAGGGUCAUGUUGCAUGUCGCUACGACGGUGCAUUGCCGAACUCCGCCUCGUCCCUGUUCUUCUUCAGCGAGGAUUACUUUGAGGACUACCUGGGAGCUCCAGUUACGAUAGGAGCAUUGGGACUCGUCACAGAUGAGCCUACCCUUACCAUCGUCAGCGCAGAGACUCCUGUGAACGCAUAUCUUAUCCCAAGGAGCCAGCUCCUGGAAGCCAUCAAGACGUUCACCAAGCCUCCUAGUUUUCUCUACCAGAUCUGGUACUACAUUGCUAAUAUUUUCGGCGUCCUCAUUUUACAAUCGCAGGCCAAAUAUCAGACGUGGCCGGUAGAGAAGAUCAAGCUUCGUUUAAGCUCAUUCUUGCUGCCAGACUUGUCGAGCGCUCAUGAUUUUCUCGUCAGCCCGGACAUCGAAGACAUUCUCCUCAUCCAAGGCACACUUGUGGACGUGAACGUGGGAGACUGUUAUGUUGCACCAUCAUACAUUCCGCGCUCUGUGAAGCGCUUCGUUUUUCCAGGCGACUUCGCCACUCGGCCACGACCCGUACUCAUCGUGAUUGCUAACAAACACUACAAGUUGCCAGUCGAGUUUGACUGGCUGCGGAAAAUUCCUAGCGAUGAGGAAAAACCUCCGGAAACGGAAACAGUACGCAAGGUGUACCGCGAGAAGAUCGCAAGACGUAUUGUGGAUAUUUGUGGAUAGCUGAGGGCUCAGCAGAUUUUGCAACAUUUUUGUUUCAGAGCUAUGUAGUACAAAUUAUUAUGCGAUGUAACCAUAAAUUUGUCAUUACACGAUCACCUGCAUUACUCGCACAUUCACCUAGCACGUCAUUCUAGCACGUCACAGGAAGCGGUACAUUUCAGGCCUUCACCAGCUAGUGUUCUACUCUUCACAAUCCACAGGACUACAAGACACGCCGGUCUGUAUAGGAGGCAGCAACGUGUUGCCUUCGAGCUACGUCCGAGCAGGUC
Ornithodoros turicata is the source of this 3864-nucleotide messenger RNA. Its product is annotated as sperm-specific sodium:proton exchanger-like. Gene Ontology annotation, cellular component: plasma membrane. Bases 92 to 3595 code for a protein of 1167 amino acids. Gene Ontology annotation, biological process: potassium ion transmembrane transport; regulation of intracellular pH; proton transmembrane transport. The record is from RefSeq and is a predicted model, not a curated record. Gene Ontology annotation, molecular function: sodium:proton antiporter activity; potassium:proton antiporter activity. NCBI's taxonomy places the organism in Eukaryota, Metazoa, Arthropoda, Arachnida, Ixodida, Argasidae. The transcript has 22 exons.